AUGCUGGAGAGGCAGCAACAUGCGCUGCGGGACGACGCCAGAGACGCCGCGCCGAGGUUGCCAGUCUCGCUCUCGGGAGAGAUCAACGCUGCCACACGUUCCCUCCACACAAACCUUAACCGCCUCAUAACCUCGCGCCUGCCGCUUGCGCUCCCGCCUUACACGACAGACGCCACACUGUACGCAACCGGCCUGCUGCAUUUCGCCCACAUCUUCCUCACCUUCGAGUCACUGUGGGCGGAUCUGCUGCGCGACCAUGCCCCAGCCUCACAUACCGCCUCCACACACCCCGCAGUCGAUUCUGAGCCCGCUUCCCCGCCCUUCUCGCCACUGCUCUCGUAUCUCCUCGUAAACCCGUACGACUCACCCUCGCUCUUCACGUCAACACUCGGUGCGCCAACACCGCCUUCCCCACAACUCGCUGCUUUUCUGAAAGCGCUGAGACCGAGGGGUUUGAUACGGUCGAGUCGGUUGAAGAGGGAUCUCGAGUAUCUGCUAGGAGUACACCCCACAGACCUCGAAGUCCUGCUAGCAAAGUACCCCGGAGACAAGGUCGCCGAUUUCUGCACACACAUCCGCAAGAGCGUGAAUGAGAAGCCUUGGACGCUAGUCAGCUAUGCGUGGUGUUUCUACAUGGCCGUCUUCUCCGGAGGCCGCUGGAUACGAAGCAUGCUCUUGAAAGCACCUCCAGGCUUCUGGCCAGAGCAAGACGGCGAAGCGCCGAGUCUAGAAGAGCGCGGCCUGUCAUUCUGGCAUUUCCUCGGACCCCACGACGGCGAAGACAUCAAAGUAGAUUUCAAAACCCAACUGCUCGCCGCGGAGACCCUCUUCACACCCGACGAGCGCGUCGACAUCAUCGAAGAAGCCAAGAACAUCUUCCGCCUCUGCGCCACACUCGUUGACGAGUUGGAUGAGUCGAUAGGCACAGAUAUGACGCGCAUGGAAGCGACACCCUCAGUUCACCCCGAACCCAAGAUAUCGAGUCCGACCCGAAAAGAGCCUCUCGUUGAUGCCAAUGUCGCUGUUAUCGGACAUGUGAUGAAGACGGGUGACCCGUUCAAGACAUUUCUCAGAAGGCCGGAGGUCACGGGGACGCUGGUUGCUAUUGGCUGUCUGGCUGUGGUCACGUUGUUCAAGUUGCAGUGA
Alternaria viburni is the source of this 1146-nucleotide messenger RNA. RefSeq lists its product as uncharacterized. The transcript has 2 exons. NCBI's taxonomy places the organism in Eukaryota, Fungi, Ascomycota, Dothideomycetes, Pleosporales, Pleosporaceae. The record is from RefSeq and is a predicted model, not a curated record. Gene Ontology annotation, molecular function: heme oxygenase (decyclizing) activity. Gene Ontology annotation, biological process: heme oxidation. The coding region runs from base 1 to 1146 and encodes 381 amino acids.